UCCGAGUUCGGUUCUAGCCACCUGGUCGUUCACUUCUCUCCGCUAUUCCGGGUCAACUAUUUUCGACUCGUCCGUUUCGAACAGUUCUCGUGCACAAGAAGCAUAGCCGCGAGUGCGUCGAUCCUCCUCCGUUUCAAAAGCAUCUCCAUUAAUGAACGUAAUCGUUUCGAGGCUGCGACAGCGUUUCUAUCCUGCCGAAGAGAAACACCACCACCACCACCACCAUCAUUCACGUGAACGAUCAAUCUCGGUGAUAUCGAAUACAGGAUGACGUUGACGUGUUGGGAAAAAAUCUCGCUGGUCGCGUUAGCAGCGAUUGGACUACGAAUUUUAUUACGAGUCAGCCUUCUCGUAUGGAAAAAACUGAUAGGACCCAGCUUCGGUUUCGGCAUCAACCUGAGGUCGCAGGGCAGCUGGGCAGUGAUCACAGGUGCUACCAGUGGCAUUGGAAAAGCGUACGUGGAACAGUUCGCCAGCAAGGGUUUGGACAUCGUACUGGUUGCACGGUCCCAGUCCAAACUUGAGGAGGUCUCUGCAGAGAUCAAGCAACGCUACGGAGUCGACGUUCGAACCGUGGAAGCUGACUUGACCGAGGGACAAGCGGUUUACUCCAAGGUCGCUAAAGCCACCGAGGAGCUUGAGUUGGCUGUGGUCGUGAACAAUGCCGGGGCUAGUUACGACCAUCCGGAUCUCUUCACCAACAUCUCCGAAGAACGUUUGGCGACAAUCUUGCAGCUAAACGUUGCGGCGGUAACAGGAAUCUCGAGGGCCCUUCUCCCUCAAAUGUUACGCCGCAAGAAAGGAGUUUUGAUAAAUAUCGGUUCGGCGUUAGCAGUGAUACCAGCUCCUUAUUUAGCGGUAUAUGCCGCAAGCAAAGCCUACAUCGUGAAACUCAGUUACGAUUUGGCCGCAGAAGCCGAACCGAACGGAGUGACCGUUCAAUGCGUCACUCCUGGCCCGGUGGCCACCAAGAUGUCAAAGAUCAAAAAACCGACAUGGAUGGCACCAACGGCAGAGAAAUUCGUAGAGGCUUCUUUAAAAACGAUCGGUCUCGAAGCCUGUACAACCGGCUACCCUCCGCACCUGCUCAUGACCGGUUUUGUCCACGGAUUACGUUGCGUUUGCGAGAAAGGAGCGCUGUGGUUAAUCUCGAGAACCAUGUGUACCAUAAGAAAUCGUGCCUUGGCCAAGAAAAAUAGAGAAAUAGAUUCGCUAAAGAAAGAGCCAUCGCUUUCUGCCAAAUAACCUUUUUCACAGAUAAUGCUCUCUUCCUUCAGUUACGGUAGUGGAUAUGAAAAUACUUUAUAUAGUGAAACACAUCCCCAUGGGAUCCUAUAUAAGCGAUCCUACGUGUAAUUUCAAGUCGAACGUUCUACUUGUUAAUGAAAUUACAUUGUACGCUAAUGGGUCGAAAAUGUCGCCUUUUAUGUCUUUCGAUAACUCUUUUCUUUAGUUAAAUUGUUAAAUCGUUUGUACAUACA
This is a messenger RNA of Habropoda laboriosa, 1481 nucleotides long. Its product is annotated as very-long-chain 3-oxoacyl-CoA reductase-like. The coding region runs from base 268 to 1245 and encodes 325 amino acids. The record is from RefSeq and is a predicted model, not a curated record. The transcript has 4 exons. Gene Ontology annotation, molecular function: oxidoreductase activity. Lineage: Eukaryota; Metazoa; Arthropoda; Insecta; Hymenoptera; Apidae.